This is a messenger RNA of Orbicella faveolata, 5359 nucleotides long. Its product is annotated as transient receptor potential cation channel subfamily A member 1-like. NCBI's taxonomy places the organism in Eukaryota, Metazoa, Cnidaria, Anthozoa, Scleractinia, Merulinidae. The record is from RefSeq and is a predicted model, not a curated record. Gene Ontology annotation, cellular component: transmembrane transporter complex; membrane. Gene Ontology annotation, biological process: monoatomic ion transmembrane transport. Gene Ontology annotation, molecular function: monoatomic ion channel activity; protein binding.
GGUGGUACAAAAACAUAUACGCAAUUAGGCCAAUAUGCUAACUUGGCUCCCGGGGAAGGAAAUCAAUUUCAAUGCAGCGAGAAAUUGAGGGAUGUAUUGAUAAAUUAUGUUGUUCUGUUGGCUAGUUUGGAAAUUAAUUUAUCGUAAGCGGUCUAUUAUUAAAAAGGAAUAAACACAGAAGUUUUGCUUGAAAGACUGAAGUUCAUUCUAAGGAAGUGAAAAUAGUUGAAAAUGGCUUACCAAAACGCAUUUUGCUGCUGUUGUAUAUUUGGAAUUGCGUAUCUCCCACCCCACCCCUCGCCAAAUGCGAGUCAUUCUUUAUUUCCCGUUUUUGUUAUUAAAUACUCUAAAUAACAUAAAAUACUCGAUUCCACAAGCUUUUUAGCUUUUACUUUAAUCGUGUGUAAAUUAAGGUUAUGUUUGUGUGAAUGUCGCUGAAUCGCGGGUGAGUUUCAAUACGUUCGAACGAAUGCUUUGUCGGUGUUUGUUUCUAAGUUUUCGUGUUGCGUAGUGACGAUUCGACUCAUCCAUAAGUAAUGACACUGAAUGUCACGCAACCAAGUCACAAGGUCGGUCUCUCUUAAGUGUUGUUCGACAGCAAGUUAGGGUAUACGUUUUUCCCUGGCUAAUAUCAGCCACAAAGACCCAUAACAGUCACCACAGUACGUAAUGCUAAGUCGACCACAUUUACAUAGCGUUUAGUAAAUAAGAUGGAUCAUUACCACUUGAAACGAUUUUGAAAGUCGGAGACUACGGUUGCAUCCGCUUACGCUUCAUCCAUUGAUAGUGAGUACAAACAGUGUUAGAUGCUGGCAAGGAUACUACUGGACAGAUCUAUCCGAGAGAUUGAAUUGGCGAGGCGAGCGAGCCCGUUAAAAUGGCGGACGUCAAUCUCACAGAAAAUCAGUAUGUAAGAUUCGCGAACGGAAAAGGGAGCCCGUCAGGCGCGUUCCGCAAAGGAACUUCGCCUGGGAGUAAUACGGUCAGACCCCUCGAGAAAGAUUGCACAGGCAUGGAGCUGUCCGCGUCAGGCAAAAAACCUAAGGGACUGGACCAACAUCAUGUGUUGAAAAUGUUAUCACAGGGGAAGGGUACUAGCAUUUUCGAAAUUGCAAAUCAAGGCCUGCAAGAAACAGGGAUAGUAGACAAAGAAGUAUUAUUGGCUAAAGAUAACGAAGGCUUUUCGUUACUGCACCAUGCUGCACGAUGUGAUCAAGCUAAACUGGUGAGCUUUUUGUUGGAUAACGGGGCAGAUAUCGACAUGAAAGGAGAAAACGGUUGUACCGCCCUUUAUGUUGCUGUCAGGCAUAAAAGCACCGAGGCUGUAAAAGUCCUACUUCAGCGAGGUGCAGACCCUUCUAUACCAGACGACGAAACCGAGACACCCCUUCUCUUUGUAGCACGACGGGGCUACAAGGAUAUCGCAGCCCUCCUGCUUGAGGAUACCAGGACAGAAGUUAAUUAUGCAGACGCAAGAAAUUUAACGCCAUUUCAUGCAGCCUGUUCUAGUGGCGACCGUUCACUGUGCGAACUGCUCCUGAAGCAUGGUGCUGACUUAACUGCAAAGACAAAGAACCGGCUCACUGGACUGCAUUUCGCUGCUUAUAACGGUGACGAUGACAUUUGUGAACUGCUCGUUUCUGCAGCCCACAAGCAAUAUCCCUCUUUGAAGAAGUUUUUAGAUGAAAAAGAUGUUGAAGAUACCACUGCCCUACACAUCAGCUGUAAAAAGGGAUGUACUAAGUUCGCCGAAUUAUUACUGCGGCAUGGAGUGGAUUAUGAGGCGGUGACAGGAGUGAACCUCAACUCCCCGCUCCAUCUAACUGCUAUGCAUGGUCAAGAGGACAUAACACGACUGCUGAUUUCUAGUGGAGCGGCCAUUGAAAGUAGGGAUGCACUUUUGCAGACACCGUUGCACAGGGCUGCGGCAUUCAAUUAUGUAACAAUAGCUCAAAUCCUGUUGGAAAAUGGAGCCUGCAAAGAAGCUAAAAAUAUGAUGGACCUAACCCCAUUUUUGGUUUCUGUCCUUCAUGGUGGCAUUGAAACUGCUGAGAUGUUGCUGGAUCAAGGAGCCAACAUAAUGGCAACCGAUUCCACUGGUAACAGUUGUCUUCAUUUAGCCGUUCAACACAGCCAAAAAGAGAUGGUUCGAAUGCUGCUGACUCACAGAGACAAAGGGAAGUUCAUGGAGCUCAGGAAUAAUGAGUUGAAGACGGUGAUGCAUCUCGCCGCUACGCGCGACACCACAGAGAUUCUGAACAUCUUUCUUGAGGACAGCUAUUUGUUUGACCAACGGGACAUUAACGAACGGAUACCGCUUCACACUGCGGCCGAAAAUGGAUCAUUGGAAUGUGUCGAUUCGCUGUUGAGAUGCAAAACGCUUUUAACGUACGCAAACGACAGGGAUAAGCAAGGAAUGAGCCCGCUUCAUCUCGCAGCUUCCAACAAACACGUGGAGACUUGUAAACUCCUGAUGGGGAAAGGUAGUGACGUGGCAUCACUCAAUUCUCAUCAGCGUACUCCGCUUCAUUUAGCUGUCCAAGCUGGUUCACUGGAAACAGUCCGCCUUCUGUUGAGUCCUAUGCUGCCAAAUACACUGGAGAUUAAAGACGCUGACGGAAACACUCCACUUCAUAUUGCAUGUUCGCUCAAUCGUCUUGAAAUACUAAGGUUCUUCUUGGACCAGGGAGCUGACGUUACUGCUUUAAACAAUGAGAACAUGACUUGUCUGGAUGUCGCUAUCGAGUGGGAUUCAGUUGAGGUGGCGAAGACCCUCGUCAAACACAAGAGAUGGAAGGAAGUGGUUUGCCUCAAUUCUACAGAUCAAAUAACACCCAUGGAAAAGCUGAUAAGAAAGCUCCCUGAGGUGGCUGAAAUCGUUUUGGAUCAAUGUAUUAGCUACAACGACCUGCCAAUCACUCAUCCAGACUUUACGGUGACUUUCAAUUUCCAUCCUUUGGACCCGCCCGAUGCUAUAACCAGUAGUCGCUAUUUUUUUGGUCCGGCUUGCAUGGCGACCUACCGUCGAGAGAGUCUUUUAAAUCACAGUGUGACGCAAAUGCUAUUGAGAUGGAAAUGGCUGGCUCUUGGAAAGUUCAUUAACUACUUGAACUUCUUGUUUUUCUUCGUUUUUCUUCUAUUGUUCUCUGUGUUCAUUAUUGAGGAAAGAGGCAAAGUAAACCUUUCGCACGGUGAUGCUAGCGCCACAUCAGACACAUCAAAAGCGAUGCCAGCGGUGAUCUUUGCGUAUUUGAUUAUAGGCCUUUCGAAAGAACUAGUUCAGAUGUUAUGGUUACAAGUAAAUUACUUCAAAGAUUACACAAACUAUGUGGACUUCGGUAUGUAUGCGUGUACUUUCAUCUACAUCCUUCCUUACGUGAUUAGAGACGACCUGUACGGUGACAUUGAAGUACAGUGGACUGCGGGAACAUUGGGUCUAAUGCUGUGUUACGUAAACCUAAUUCUCGCUCUACGUCGAGUGAGUUCGGUGGCCCUGUACGUGACCAUGUACAUCGAGGUGCUGCUAACGUUUAUUAAAGUGAUCCUCAUCUUUACUACCGUGCUUAUUGGCUAUUCGUUAGUCUUCUAUGUUCUACUGAAACAAGAGGAUAACUUUUCAUCCGUUUGGGUGUCGUUUGUGAAAGUAUUUGUGAUGAUGAUUGGCGAAAUGGAUUACUCGGACAUAUUGUCUGAUAACGUUGUGAACAGUGCCAAGGUCCCAGGCACAGACAUGCUCUAUGUCCCAUUGCCAGAGCUGUCGUACAUCAUGUUCAUGAUGUUUGCUCUGUCAGUCUCUAUAGUCCUAAUGAAUCUCUUGGUUGGCCUUGCAGUUGGAGACAUUGAUUCAAUCCAAAAGACUGCAAGUCUGCGAACUCUUAUUGACCAAGCCUUCUUAGUGGAUAACAUACAGAAGAAAUAUCCGAAAACGUUGUUGCGCCUAGGUUAUAAAGAGUCCAUGGAGAUAUCACCGAACCAGAAUACUUUUAUCAAGAGGUUAGCCUUUGCUGGUGUUGGUCUCUCAGAUGACGAGUUCUUGGACCUCAUUCGCAAGAAAGAUUCUGAUCAGAACAAUGAUGAAGACGAUCUGGACAACUACGAUCAACAACGAAUCGAAAGGCAGGAGGAAAGAAUCAAGACCCUGCAAGCUACUGUAGAUGCUCAGACCGAACUGCUGAAAGCUAUAGCCGAUAAACUACAAAUUAAAAAAUAAGUAAAUAAUGAGGAGAACAUCAUUAUCGUCUGGUUUAUUUAUUUAUAUAUAUAUUUAUUUAUUUAUUCAUUCACUUAUUUCUUCAUUUAUUUACUUAUUUUUUUUUCGGUUCAGGUGUCGUUCUCUUACCUUUUCUAUCCUCUUAAUGAGGAGAGCCUUUUGGGACUGACCUGGCUCUACAAAAAAACAGGCAUUGUUACUAGGCAUACCAGCACGAGUGCCUACUUUCUAGCUCAAUUUGUUUGUUUAUUUACAGUGUCGUCAAUUAGAAUAGCAGUGCUUAACAUGAACGACUGAACUGAUUAAUUUAUUUACUUCUGCCUUCUCUAUUUCUUUUUCUGGAAAGAAAAUUUUAAAAAUGCAAAGGGUUUUGAAGGGGUGUAUACCUGUAGUCGGGGAAGCAAGAAUUAGUUGAUUCAGGUUUGCAAGACCGCGGCUGAGUCUUCAAUUUUGUCUCGAAGUUUGUAGUAAGGAUACAACUGUUCGCGCCGUAAUGGCCAAAACGCUUUUUGCAGUUCUUUCAAGUGUUUGAAUAUUCUUUAAUUGAUUAAUCGAGUAAUAAGAAACGGGACCUUUAUCGGUGUUUCAACGACAAGUUGCCCGCAAAAACGGCUCGUGUUUUUUUGAUAUAGUUUCCUUUGCGCUCUUUAUGUACGCUUCUGAUGUGUUACUUUCGUGUUUUUGAAACAUUACUUUGGCGCUUCAUUUGGGUGACAAACAAAAUCGCCUAAAAUCGUGUUAACAAAAACUUACAUAUAGCAUCGUUAAUUUAUACGAGUUUCUUCAGCUGUGUAAACCUUCUAUGCGGAUAACAAAUUCAUUUGCAUGAAAAUUUCUUCGAGUUUAAGGUAGACUGGCAAAAUAAUUAAAGUUAUAAUCGCUAUGAAAAUUAUUGAACCUCUAUAAUAAAGAACCCGUUUAGCUGAUUAGUGGGGAAGUGUGGAGGCUGUCGAGGUCCAGAGGUACAUGUACUGAUAAUAAAUCUGCGUAAAUCCGGCCAAACCCUCUGUAAAGCUUUGUGACUUGUAUUCCUCAAAAUGGCCGCUGUACAGCUUACAUAUGGGUGCAUGAUUUUAGUAUGUUUGUAAAAUUCUCUGAAGAAGUCUAGGACAGUUAAACGAACUACAAUAAACAAAUUUUGUGGCUUCA